GAAUAAGAACAUAGUUGAGGAGUGAUUCCUGGUAAAAUAAUUUCGUGGUACGCAGAAAAAAGUGGAAACAUUUGACAUCUAUAAUGGCUGAAAGUAAAGGGAAGACGUUGAUUGCAGAAGUCAACCCAAGGAAAAUGAUUUUUGAGCCCAUCUUGGAGGACGGGGUUUUUCGAUUUGAUUGCUCUGAAAAUGAUAGGGAAGCAGCAUAUCCAAGUCUUUCGUUUAUGAGAAGUAAGGACAGGGACACACCAAUCAGCAGUCCCCAACUUCCUUCAUAUACUCCUACUUAUGAAAGUCGUUCUGGCCAGCAGAUUGUCAAGCUUGAGCUUCCUAGUGGUACCAGCUUUUACGGAACUGGAGAAGUUAGUGGUCCAUUAGAGCGGACGGGAAAAAGAGUCUUCACAUGGAACACAGAUGCUUGGGGUUAUGGUCCUGGAACUACAUCGUUAUAUCAGUCACAUCCAUGGGUACUGGCUGUUCUUCCAAAUGGAAAGGCGUUGGGGGUUCUUGCUGACACAACAAAACGCUGUGAGAUUGAUCUGAGGAAAGAAUCUCAAAUUCAGUUCAUUGCUCCAGCUUCAUAUCCUGUUGUUACAUUUGGCCCAUUUGCCUCGCCCGCUGCUGUUCUGAUAUCUUUAUGUCAUGCAAUAGCUCUCUCGUCAUUUAAUUCUGCUCAACAUGACCUUAAUCUUCCCAUUAGUAUUCGUAAAGGAACUGUAUUUAUGCCCCCAAAGUGGUCACUAGGUUACCAUCAAUGUCGUUGGAGUUAUGAUUCUGAUAAGCGAGUUGUUGAGAUUGCUAGAACAUUUCGCGAGAAGAAUAUACCUUGUGAUGUGCUAUGGAUGGAUAUCGACUAUAUGGAUGGAUUUUGUUGCUUCACUUUUGACAAGGAACGCUUUCCGGAUCCAAGUUCUUUGGUGAAGUGUCUACACGAUAAUGGAUUCAAAGCAAUCUGGAUGCUUGACCCCGGGAUCAAACAUGAAAGCGGUUAUUUUGUCUAUGAUAGUGGUUCUGAGAAUGAUGUCUGGAUUCAACAAUCAAGUGGGAGACCUUUUAUUGGGGAGGUGUGGCCUGGACCUUGUGUAUUCCCUGACUUUACACAUUCAAAAGUUCGUUCUUGGUGGGCUGGUUUAGUGAAGGAUUUCAUUUCUAAUGGUGUUGAUGGUAUAUGGAAUGAUAUGAAUGAGCCAGCUCUCUUUAAGGUUGUAACAAAGACAAUGCCUGAAGGCAAUAUUCACAGAGCUGAUGAUGAACUUGGCGGUUGUCAAAUUCACGCGCACUAUCACAAUGUGUAUGGGAUGCUGAUGGCAAGAUCAACAUAUGAAGGGAUGUUACUAGCUGAUAGCAACAGGCGUCCUUUUGUUCUGACUAGAGCUGGAUUCAUUGGUAGCCAAAAAUAUGCUGCAACAUGGACUGGAGAUAACCUUUCAAAUUGGGAGCACUUGCAUAUGUCUAUUUCGAUGGUACUUAACCUGGGAAUUAGUGGUCAGCCGUUUUCUGGACCUGAUAUUGGUGGAUUUGCUGGAAAUGCAACGCCAAAACUUUUUGGAAGGUGGAUGGGUUUUGCUUCAUUGUUCCCUUUUUGUCGUGGGCAUUCUGAGACUGACACUAUUGACCAUGAGCCCUGGUCAUUUGGGGAAGAGUGUGAAGAAGUUUGCCGUCUGGCAUUGAGGAGGCGAUACAGACUUAUUCCGUACAUAUAUACACUCUUUUAUAUGGCUCAUACACUGGGUACCCCGGUGACAAGUCCUACAUUUUUUGCAGACACAAAAGAUCCCAGCUUAAGGACGAUUGAGAAUUCCUUCCUUUUGGGGUCAAUUCUUGUCUGUGCCAGCACUGCACGUGAACUUGGGUCAGAUAAAUUGGAGCACUUGCUGCCAAAAGGAAUUUGGUUGAGUUUUGAUUUUGAUUAUUCCCAUCCAGAUUUACCAGCCUUGUAUUUGCAAGGUGGAUCUAUUAUACCUGUGGGUCCUCCAUACCAGCAUCUCAGUGAAUCCACUCUGUCAGAUGAUUUGACACUCCUUGUGGCUUUGGAUGAAAAUGGGAAGGCUAAAGGAGUUCUAUUUGAAGAUGAUGGUGAUGGAUACGGAUUCAAAGAGGGCCAAUUUUUAUUGACACAUUAUACAGCUGAACUUGAAUCAUCUGUCGUGACUGUUAGAGUUUUCAAAUCUGAAGGAUCAUGGAAGAGGCCUAAGCGUCGUCUGAAUGUCCAGUUGUUACUUGGUGGAGGUGCAAUACUUGAUAGUUGGGGCAUGGAUGGAGAGGUUUUGCAGAUUAUAGUGCCAUCUGAACAUGAAGUCUCUAAGCUAGUAUCAAGGAGCAAAGAGAAUCACAAGAUUCGUUUAGAACGCGCUAAAGUUAUCCCAGAUACAGAAGAACUUCCUGGACAUAAAGGAGAACUUUCGAGGUCUCCUACUGAACUGAAAAGUGGUGAUUGGGCUCUCAUAGUAAUUCCGUGGAUUGGGGGCAGAAUUAUUUCAAUGGUGCACCAGCCUUCAGGAACGCAAUGGCUUCAUAGCAGGAUAGAGAUUAAUGGGUAUGAAGAAUAUAGUGGUACUGAAUACCGGUCUGCUGGAUGUUCAGAGGAAUACAAUGUCCUUGAGAUGGAUCUUCAGCAUGCAGGAGAGGGGGAAUCUCUUAUGUUAGAAGGGGAUAUUGGUGGUGGAUUGGUUCUCCAAAGGAUGAUUAAAAUCCCCAGGCACAACCCCAAGGUAAUCCAGAUUGACUCUAGCAUUGUAGCCCGCAAAGUUGGUGCUGGUUCAGGAGGAUUUUCAAGGUUGGUUUGCUUGAGAGUACAUCCAACAUUCACCCUCAUGCACCCCACAGAAUCUUUCGUCUUCUUCACGUCAAUUGAUGGAUCUAAGCAUGAAAUUUGGCCAGAAUCUGGAGAGCAGUUGUAUGCAGGGAAUUGUUUGCCUAAUGGUGAAUGGAUGCUCAUUGAUAAGCGUCUUGGCCUGGGAUUGGUCAAUCGAUUUAAUGUUGGUGAGGUUUUCAAGUGUUUCAUCCACUGGGGAACUGGCACAGUUAACUUAGAGUUGUGGUCUGAAGAAAGGCCUGUUUCAAGUCAGUCAGCUCUUAGAAUUUCCCAUGAGUAUGAGGUGAGAGAAAUUGUGCAAUAAUUCCCAAAUAUCUUUUGAAAAAAUUGCAGCCACUUUAUCAGUACUUCAAGCAUUGGUGACACUGUAAGUAGUCAUUAUCCUGCACAAUAGAUAUUGAAGGUAAUCUGAAGCCAGAACAUGUACUAUAUGCAAUUAUAUAUGUCUUCAAGACCAUGAGCUUUUUUCUUAAUGUUGAUCAUGUUAUCACAUGCCUUGUAAUUACCAUGACCAGGUGGAGGUACAAUACAAGUUGUCCCUUAAUAAGAUUUCCUUGAAAAUAUAUAAAUUUAAUACA
This is a messenger RNA of Carica papaya (papaya), 3393 nucleotides long. The record is from RefSeq and is a predicted model, not a curated record. Lineage: Eukaryota; Viridiplantae; Streptophyta; Magnoliopsida; Brassicales; Caricaceae.